GUUUGGGAUUUAAGAAAGAAAGUUAUUUCAUACGUUCUUAAAGGACAUCAAGAUACAAUUUCAGGUAUGAAAUUGAGUCCAGAUGGAUCAUAUUUGCUGUCUAAUGGCAUGGAUGACACAGUACGAAUUUGGGAUGUAAAACCAUUUUCACCUGGGAAUAGGCUUCUAAAGAUAUUUGAAG
Messenger RNA from Dentiscutata erythropus, 181 nucleotides. NCBI's taxonomy places the organism in Eukaryota, Fungi, Glomeromycota, Glomeromycetes, Diversisporales, Gigasporaceae. The record is from the annotation of a GenBank genome assembly.